AUGCCUGAUAACAUAGAAGAUUACCACGUUCAAGACGAAGUGCUACGACAUAGUCUGGAAAAUCCUCAAGAGUUCUGGAGACACCAGGCUGAGCAACUUCACUGGCACAAACCGUUCUCUUCCACUAUCCAGUUGACACAAAAGACACUGAAGAAUGGUGUCACACACGACAGCUGGGAGUGGUUUCCAGACGGCGAGAUAUCUACUUGUUAUAACUGCGUCGAUCGACAUGUGCUCGAUGGUCACGGUGACUCGGUUGCCAUAUACUUUGAUAGCCCUGUGACAAAUACCAAGGAGAGAUACACAUACAGCCAGCUACUACAUGAAGUCGAAACACUCGCUGGUGCUUUGAGGGAGCAAGGGAUAAACAAGGGAGAUGUCGUGAUGCUGUAUAUGCCCACGAUCCCUGCUGCAGUUAUAGGUAUUCUUGCUGCCAAUCGUCUUGGCGCUAUUCACUCUAUUGUCUUUGGGGGUUUUGCCCCUUUUGCACUUGCCCAGCGCAUCGAUUCAUGUCAUCCAGUUGCCAUCCUAACAGCUUCUUGUGGCAUUGACGGCAACAAGCCCCCCAUUGCAUACAAGCCUUUGGUGGAAGAAGCUAUCAGACUGUCUACUCAUAAACCAAAAAAUGUUAUUGUUUGGCAAAGGGAUCAGCUCAAAUGGGAUAUCGACACGAGUGCCGGUCAGCUGGGCUGGAAGGCUUUAACUGAGAAGGCCCGGUCUCGAGGAAUCAAGGCAGACUGUGUCCCUGUUAAGAGCACCGAUCCUGUCUACAUCAUUCACACUUCAGGCACAACUGGAACUCCCAAAGGCGUGCUACGUGAUGCCGGCGGUCAUGCUGUCGGUCUACAUCUUUCUAUCAGCUACCUAUUCCAUAUUACUGGACCUGGUUGUGUUUCUUUUACUGCCUCCGAUAUUGGUUGGAUCGUCGGCCAUUCAUACAUUAUCUAUGGCCCUCUUCUCACCGGUGCUGCAACCAUCUUGUAUGAGGGAAAACCUGUUGGUACUCCCGAUGCGUCUGCGUUUUGGAGGAUAGUCGAUGAGUACAAGGUCAACACCAUGUUCACUGCACCGACAGCUCUCCGUGCCAUCAGACGCGACGACCCAUAUAGCCAAAUGUUUAUUGACUAUGGCAAACGAGGGGCUCUCAAGAGUCUAAGAGGUCUUUUCCUCGCUGGAGAACGCUCUGAGCCUACUCUUAUCGAGAGUUACCAGAAGCUUAUGACACAGUAUUGUGCUGAAAAUGCUCAAGUAGUCGAUAAUUGGUGGUCGACUGAAGUCGGUUCCCCUAUCACCGGGCGAGCACUUGUCCCGCACGCUGGAAAAGAUCGAAAAACAGAUGUCCGGGGACAUCAGCCUCCUUGUUUGAGGGCUGGGAGUGCUGGAAAAGCGAUGCCAGGCUUUGAUGUUCGCAUUGUUGACGAUGAAGGUGUUGAAGUGGACAGGGAAUCCAUGGGGAAUAUCGUUCUAGCGAUGCCGCUUGCUCCAACAGGCUUUCGUACUUUAUGGCAAGAUGAAGAGCGCUUUUGGAAAGGUUAUCUGAAGAGAUUCGAGGGUAAAUGGCUCGAUACUGGCGAUUCGGGCUGGAUUGACCGACAAGGCUAUAUCCAUGUGAUGUCGCGCAGUGACGAUGUGUUAAAUGUCAGUGCACAUCGUCUUUCCAGCGGGUCCAUUGAGCAGGCCAUUGCCACGCAUCCACGCGUUGUGGAGGUUUGCAUCAUAGGUGUACCUGACUCACUCAAAGGACAACUGCCCUUCGCCUUUGUGACGCUCUCGGGGCAGGUCGCCUCAGAUCCAGCAGUUCCAGACCAGGAAAUCUUCAAAGAAAUCCAGCAGUUAGUACGCGGUCAAGUCGGUGCCAUAGCUUCCUUAGGGGGCAUCAUCCAAGGCAAGUGUAUGAUUCCGAAAACACGAUCCGGCAAAAUGCUCCGGCGUGUGCUUAAGGAGAUGGUGGAAAACGCAAUUCGGGGCGAGUUUGAUAAAGAGGUGAUGGUACCCAGCACAAUAGAGGACUUGGCCACCUUGGAUAUUGCUCGUGCCAAAAUCAGCGAAUAUUUUGGGCAGGCGGAAGCUAGGGAUGUUGAGGAUUCUAUGGUCAAGGCUCGUCUAUAA
This is a messenger RNA of Fusarium poae, 2109 nucleotides long. RefSeq lists its product as uncharacterized. The record is from RefSeq and is a predicted model, not a curated record. Lineage: Eukaryota; Fungi; Ascomycota; Sordariomycetes; Hypocreales; Nectriaceae. The coding region runs from base 1 to 2109 and encodes 702 amino acids. The transcript has 3 exons.